Molecule: messenger RNA, 747 nt
Organism: Neogale vison (American mink)
Lineage: Eukaryota; Metazoa; Chordata; Mammalia; Carnivora; Mustelidae
Gene: CRYBB1
Product: crystallin beta B1
Exons: 5
Coding region: 1-747 (248 amino acids)
Biological process (GO): lens development in camera-type eye; visual perception
Molecular function (GO): structural constituent of eye lens
Source: RefSeq, a predicted model, not a curated record
AUGUCUCAGGCUGUGAAGGCCUCCGCUACGGCUGCCGUGAACCCAGGGCCUGAUGGGAAGGGGAAGGGCACCCCAGCCACAGGACCUGCCCCUGGCCCUGGCCCCGCCCUGGCCCCAGCCUCCGCGCCAACGACCAAAGCUGGGGACCUGCCUCUUGGCAGCUACAAGCUGGUGGUCUUCGAGCAGGAGAACUUCCAGGGCCGUCGUGUGGAAUUCUCUGGGGAGUGCUUGAACCUGGGAGACCGUGGCUUUGACCGAGUGCGCAGCCUCAUUGUCACGUCGGGACCCUGGGUCGCCUUUGAGCAGUCCAACUUCCGGGGAGAGAUGUUUGUCCUGGAGAAGGGCGAGUAUCCGCGCUGGGACACGUGGUCAAGCAGCUACCGCAGUGACAGGCUCAUGUCCUUCCGGCCUAUCAAGAUGGACUCCCAGGAGCACAAGAUCUGCCUGUUUGAAGGUGCCAACUUCAAGGGCAACACCAUGGAGAUCCAGGAGGACGACGUGCCCAGUCUCUGGGUCUACGGCUUCUGUGACCGGGUGGGCAGCGUGAAGGUCUCCAGUGGAACCUGGGUCGGCUAUCAAUAUCCCGGCUACCGUGGGUACCAGUACCUCCUGGAGCCCGGCGACUUCCGGCACUGGAACGAGUGGGGGGCCUUCCAGCCGCAGAUGCAGGCUGUGAGGCGCCUGCGCGACAGGCAGUGGCACCGUGAGGGCUGCUUCCCGGUCCUGGCCGCCGAGCCCCCCAAGUAA